Punica granatum (pomegranate) is the source of this 3271-nucleotide messenger RNA. Lineage: Eukaryota; Viridiplantae; Streptophyta; Magnoliopsida; Myrtales; Lythraceae. The record is from RefSeq and is a predicted model, not a curated record.
GCCCAGUCCCUUCCACAUCCUUCCUUCGUCUUUCCCCUUCCCCAAGCCUUUUCUUCCCUGCGUCUUCGGCGUAACAUAAGAAAGUCGAGCAAUUCUCCGCCUACUUUUGAUUCGUCGGCUGUUCUACCAAUGGCGACGCGGAGGAACGCCGCGAGGCUCACAAGGUCCGCCCUUUCGGCCGCCUCCAAUGCUGAGAAGGCCCCUCUACGCUCGGCGUCCCAGUCCGGCUAUGCCCUCUCUCAUUCCUGCCCAAUGUCCUCCGCCCCUGCUUCCUCUGCUCUGAGGAGCUCUAUCAGCUCCCUGACCCUGCGCCCACAAGCUCAUGACAGGGACGUUGUCGUUUCCCUGGCAGCCGCAGCCCUUCAGCUUCGCGGCUAUGGGUCUUCUUCCUCUCGUGCCUAUUCCACUGCUGCUAGCUCGACAUCUCAGACAAAUCCAUCGGAAUUUACGGAAAUGGCAUGGGAGGGCAUUGUUGGUGCUGUUGAUGCAGCACGAAUCAGCAAGCAGCAAGUUGUCGAAACUGAGCACCUCAUGAAGGCUCUUCUGGAGCAGAAGGACGGUCUAGCGAGGAGAAUCCUCACAAAAGCGGGCCUCGAUAACAGUUCCGUCCUGCAAUCUGUGGACGAAUUUAUCUCUCAACAGCCAAAGGUGACAGGGGACACGAGUGGGCCUAUAAUGGGUUCCAACCUCGGCGUGCUCUUGGACAAUGCUCGGAAGCAUAAGAAAGAAAUGGGAGAUGACUUUGUAUCCAUGGAGCAUCUCUUAUUGGCAUUUUAUUCUGAUAAGCGGUUGGGGCAACAGUUGUUCAGAAAGCUCCAGCUUAGUGAGAAGGAUUUGAGGGAGGCUAUUAAAGCAGUCCGUGGGAAUCAGAGAGUAACUGAUCAGAAUCCAGAAGGGAAAUAUGAAGCGCUUGAUAAGUACGGGAACGACUUGACUGAAUUAGCAAGGCGUGGUAAACUUGACCCUGUUAUUGGUCGGGAUGAUGAGAUACGCCGCUGCAUCCAAAUAUUAUCAAGGAGAACAAAAAAUAAUCCUGUCAUAAUUGGCGAGCCUGGUGUGGGAAAAACUGCAAUAGCAGAAGGAUUGGCCCAGCGAAUAGUGCGUGGAGAUGUUCCUGAACCAUUACUAAACCGUAAGUUGAUUUCCCUUGAUAUGGGCUCGCUUGUUGCUGGUGCAAAGUUCCGAGGAGAUUUUGAAGAGCGUCUCAAAGCUGUCCUGAAGGAAGUUACUGCCUCAAACGGUCAAAUCAUAUUAUUCAUCGACGAGAUCCAUACUGUUGUUGGGGCUGGGGCUGCCGGUGGAGCUAUGGACGCAGGAAACUUGCUGAAGCCAAUGCUAGGACGUGGUGAACUCCGUUGCAUUGGAGCAACAACACUGAAUGAAUACAGGAAGUACAUUGAGAAGGACCCCGCAUUGGAACGUAGAUUUCAGCAAGUUUUUUGUGGCCAACCUUCUGUGGAGGACACAAUUUCCAUACUCCGAGGUUUGAGGGAGCGAUACGAACUCCACCACGGUGUUAAAAUAUCCGACAGUGCGCUAGUUUCAGCUGCAGUUCUUGCAGACCGAUACAUCACCGAACGCUUCUUGCCCGAUAAAGCUAUUGAUCUUGUUGAUGAAGCUGCUGCAAAAUUGAAAAUGGAGAUCACUUCAAAACCAACAGAAUUGGACGAGAUAGAUAGGGCUGUCCUUAAGCUGGAGAUGGAGAAGUUAUCCCUGAAGAAUGACACUGACAAAGCUUCCAAAGAAAGGUUGAACAAGUUGGAGAACGAUCUGAGCUCUCUUAAGCAGAAGCAGAAAGAAGUGAAUGAGCAGUGGGAACAUGAGAAGGUUCUCAUGACCCGUAUAAGAUCGAUCAAAGAGGAGAUUGAUAGAGUCAACCUGGAGAUGGAAGCUGCUGAGCGGGAGUACGACCUAAAUCGUGCUGCUGAGCUCAAAUAUGGAACCUUAAUGUCGCUUCAACGCCAGCUAGAAGAGGCUGAGAACAACCUUGCCGAGUUCCGGAAGUCAGGGAAAUCUCUACUGCGAGAGGAGGUCACUGACCUCGAUAUUGCUGAGAUUGUAAGCAAAUGGACUGGAAUACCCUUAUCGAACCUCCAGCAGUCUGAGAGGGACAAGCUUGUCCUGCUUGAGGAGGUCCUCCACAAGAGGGUGGUUGGACAAGAUAUUGCAGUAAAAUCAGUGGCAGAUGCAAUCCGCCGCUCACGAGCUGGGCUUUCAGACCCAAAUCGGCCCAUUGCUAGCUUCAUGUUCAUGGGGCCCACCGGUGUUGGGAAGACCGAGCUUGCCAAGGCUCUUGCAGGCUACCUCUUCAAUACGGAGAAUGCUCUGGUGAGAAUUGACAUGAGUGAGUACAUGGAGAAGCAUGCUGUCUCACGCCUAGUCGGCGCACCCCCGGGUUAUGUCGGGUAUGAGGAAGGAGGACAGUUGACAGAGGUGGUUCGAAGGCGGCCCUACUCAGUCGUUCUCUUCGAUGAGAUCGAGAAGGCCCAUCACGAUGUCUUUAACAUCUUGUUGCAGCUUCUGGAUGACGGAAGGAUAACGGACUCUCAGGGAAGGACUGUCAGUUUUACAAAUUGCGUCGUGAUCAUGACAUCAAACAUCGGCUCCCACCUCAUACUCGAGACUCUAAAGAACACACAGGACACUAAGGAGGUGAUUUACGAUAUCAUGAAGAGGCAAGUUGUUGAGAUGGCAAGGCAGACUUUUCGGCCCGAGUUUAUGAAUCGGGUAGACGAGUACAUUGUGUUCCAGCCCUUGGAUUCCAAAGAAAUCGCAAAGAUAGUCAAGAUACAGAUGGAACGGGUCCGAGAGCGGCUCAGGCAGAGGAAGAUUGAUCUCCACUACACUGAGGAAGCCAUUGAGCUCCUGGCAACACUGGGCUUCGACCCGAACUUCGGGGCCCGACCCGUGAAGCGGGUGAUACAGCAGCUGGUGGAGAACGAAAUUGCGAUGGGUAUCUUGAGAGGGGAUUUCAAGGAGGAAGACUCGGUGGUGCUCGAUGCCGACACAACAAAAGGCCUACCUCCUCAGAGCAGGCUCCAUAUCAGGAAAUUGGAUUCUGCUAACAGUGAGGAUGCAACAAUGGUUGCUAAUGACUAGCACAUAUUAGCUCACGUUCUUCAAUGAAUAGAACUAAAUUUUUGGAAUUUUGGUCCGGUAGGAUUUCUCUUUUUCCGCAACGUUUUUUUAGUUUCUGUAAGUUGAACAAUGAGAAAGAAACUGUACAUUUUGCAUAGUGACAUGAGGAGGAAAGAUUUCUGAGUUGUCUACC